This is a messenger RNA of Metarhizium robertsii ARSEF 23, 1524 nucleotides long. RefSeq names its product telomere-associated RecQ helicase. NCBI's taxonomy places the organism in Eukaryota, Fungi, Ascomycota, Sordariomycetes, Hypocreales, Clavicipitaceae. The record is from RefSeq and is a predicted model, not a curated record. Bases 1 to 1524 code for a protein of 507 amino acids. The transcript has 4 exons.
AUGUCCAACGAAGCAAGAGCCCAUCAAGAGGACCUCCAGACGAUACGGCUAAGCACCCAACUUCUUCGCCUGCUGGAUAGGUUGUGGCAGAACCAGUACUGGGAUAGCGAUGGACAGCAGACCAGCGGUGCUAGAACGAGUGCUGUAGUAAGCCGCGACUUCAUCAACCUGAGCCUUGACGAGGAAGUCGACAGAAUCGACCAUACGAACGACCACGGAGGCGACGAGGAGAACGACGGGGAGACCGAUGAUGAGACCAAUGACAGAGGCGACUUCGAAGGCGAGUACGACAGCGACGAUGACUGCGAUGGGAGCGCAUACGCCGGCAGCGGCCACUGUGAGGUCGAUUCCAAUGUCGCUGCUGGCACACAGAGCGACGAUCUAUUCUAUGCUGCUGUGCUCUUCAGCAGCGUCCUAAGAUACUCCAAAACUCGGCAGAGUUUCUUGCAGGCGCGAGACUUCACAACCCAUCUCUGUGCCCUCAUUUGCAACCAGCGACUCGUACUUCUCGAGCGUGCCCUACCGGUCCGAGCCUAUCCUGGACUCGGCAUCGAAGCUAGGCCUCGGAGCAAUCAGCUUCAGCGACUCAACAAGAUGCGCAAGCGGUUUUUGGUAACCGGAUUGGCAUCAUCGUUCGAUGAAUUCUUCAACCUCCGCAACUACGGUCGCGUGGCGGCACAGUCAGAUACCCCCCCAUUCUUACUGCAUUGGAACGACGACGGCCAGUCAGUAUGGUGGAAGGAUUCAUCGCCAUUGUCUAUGUCCCAAUUUAGACAGCUGUCAGGGCAGCUGAUACAGGAAGCUGAAAGUCUCUGUUAUGAACUCAUGUACGGCCUUGAGCCCGCCAUAGACCUCGAAAGCAUAAAGGAUGACAUGACCAAUAGGCAGCAGGGCUACUCCUUUGUCUCGGACACAGCCAACAACCUACAUCAAGCGUACCUUGCGCUGUCUCGACAAGCAUGUACGGCAGUGCACGGCAGUUUAUCGCACAAAGGCCGCUGGAAGUGGAAGGCUGUUGAUAAAUACUUGAGAACCGAAAGUCGCUUCCGCGUGAUUGUCGGACUACGAAUCCGCCCAAAGGGGACUAUUCAAGUCACACAUCAUCUACAUCACCCGUCAUCACAAGGCAAAACGAUCUACGAACCGAGAGUGCCAUCCCGGCCGAGUCGGGUCCUGUACAAGUAUCUCGCCUAUAUCCGGCCCUUUGUAGAACUACUGCAAAGAGAGCAAGCAGUCUGGCUUGCAGUCUUUGUAGAACGCCAAGCCGAAUGGUCCGAUGACCUCGGCGCAACGGCUGUCGAGACAAGCCAAAAAUGGUACACCUAUGCCGUAGACAACUGCCCUCGAAGACUUACCGACCUUUACGGAAACGAACUGAACUACGAUGCUGCCGUCCAUAACGAAAUAUACAACCAGACGGGACUCACGCCGGUUAGUAGACGGGACUUACGCCGGUCAGCGUUCGAGUCCCCCGUCGUGAUAAUGACCAACAUCCAUACAAAACACUUGUCAUUUCCUUCUUAG